AUGAGCGAAGACCUCCUCAACGAAAUUGAAGCUAUAAACUCUAUCUAUGGUCCCUCAACCCUCGUUUCCGCGCAUGAAACUGGUCCCUCUAAUGAAAUAAACGAAAUAUACAUUCUCUCACUCCCAAACCAAGAUUCAUCACUACGAAUACAAUUUCCGGCCGCGUAUCCAGAUGUACCACCGGUAAUAUUGGGAACACAGCAUGCAGGUGAAAAUGCAAGGAAAGGGGAUGCAGGGAGAUUGGUAGAGUUUGUGAGAGAUGUUGUAGGGAGGACGUGGAGGGUAGGUGAGGUUUGUUUGUUUGAUGUUAUUGAAGAGGUAGAGGGGGGUUUUGGGACAGGUGAUGCGAUGGAUGGAGAUAAAGAAUAUGAAGAAGAAAAAGGAGAAGGAUUGAGAAAUUCCGAGGAGUUAGAGAAUGGAUAUCCAGUCCUAGAACGGAAACAAGAAGAACCAAAACAAAAUCAAGAUAUUUCCCUCGCACAAACCCCAAACUGGAUCCUCUCCUCCGUAACCACAGAAUUAAAAUCUACAUUCAUCGCUCGCUGCAUUUCCGUCUCUUCUCCUACCCUCGCUUCCAAAUAUAUACAACAUCUUCUCUCGACGGAUAAGAAAGUUCGCGCGGCAACUCAUAAUAUUACAGCUUGGCGCAUUAAAACGGAUCAUGGGGUUACGUAUCAGGAUUGUGAUGAUGAUGGGGAAUCGGCGGCGGGAGGGAGAUUGUUGCAUUUAAUGCAGUUGAUGGAUUUGUGGAAUGUGAUGGUCGUUGUUACGAGGUGGUAUGGGGGGCAGAAGUUGGGGGCGAGGAGGUUUGCGGUUAUUAAUGCCGUGGCGAGGGAUGCGUUUGUUAAGGGGGGGUUUGUGGUGGAGAAGGGGGAGGGGAAGAAGGGGAAGAAGUGA
Molecule: messenger RNA, 897 nt
Organism: Sclerotinia sclerotiorum 1980 UF-70
Lineage: Eukaryota; Fungi; Ascomycota; Leotiomycetes; Helotiales; Sclerotiniaceae
Exons: 1
Coding region: 1-897 (298 amino acids)
Biological process (GO): regulation of translational initiation
Cellular component (GO): cytoplasm
Molecular function (GO): protein binding
Source: RefSeq, a predicted model, not a curated record